Messenger RNA from Aedes aegypti (yellow fever mosquito), 1021 nucleotides. It is a transcript of the gene Vps37B, whose product is annotated as vacuolar protein sorting-associated protein 37B. Gene Ontology annotation, biological process: protein targeting to membrane; protein targeting to vacuole; ubiquitin-dependent protein catabolic process via the multivesicular body sorting pathway. Bases 124 to 810 code for a protein of 228 amino acids. Gene Ontology annotation, cellular component: ESCRT I complex. The transcript has 3 exons. The record is from RefSeq and is a predicted model, not a curated record. Lineage: Eukaryota; Metazoa; Arthropoda; Insecta; Diptera; Culicidae.
CGCUAUGAUUGCGCUGUCAAACAGUCUUCGCAAAGACGAUGAAAAUUGCAAAACAUUACGGUGAAAAUAAGUAAAAAUUAAUGUUAAUUAGUUUCCCUACGAUUAAACGACACCUAUAUUCAAAUGUACCAGCAAUAUCUAAACCAAGCAGUGCGGACACUGCAAAACCUUAGCUCCGACGAACUCAAAGAUCUGCUAAACGAUGACGAUAAGCUAGAUGAACGAGUUAAUUUGGCCGUGGAGGCAUUAGAAUCCGAAAAAGAAGUGGUUUUGAGCGAAAAUCGCAGUUUGGCCGAAAGCAACCUGGAAAAGGAGCCUAAAUUGAUUGAACUGCGAGCUAAAGUAAAUGAACUCUCUGAACAGGGCAAAACGCUAGCAAAUUCGGUGAAGGAGAAAUCCGAAGAAUUGAAGUCCAAAUCUAGCAGCACAAAUCCGGAUACUGUUCUAGCACUACUGCAGGCAGCUGCCGCAGAAAGUGAGGAAGAAUCGGAAAAGAUUGUCAAGCAAUUUCUGGACGGAGAACUAGCAAUUGAUGCCUAUCUGGAACAAUUUAUGACCCCACGGAAAGCCAUGCACAGCCGGAAGCUGAAAGCGGAGAAAAUGGUGGAGUUACUACGAAACAGCACAAAUCAACAACGAUCUGCUCCUUUGCCACCAUUGCACGGUUCCCCGGCCCCGGGAGUGGUUCCUUAUCCCUCUCACGUCAGUGGAUUUUAUCCGCCGCCCCCACAACCAUCUGCCGGAAGUAUUCCGUAUCCGCUUGGGCCUAUUUCAAUGCCUAUGCCAGGCAUGUUUCGACCGCCAUAUUAAAAUGAAAAAUGCCCAUAAUCUUUCAAUGAGCCUGCUACAUUGAUCGUUGAUAAGAAUCUACUCUACUUUGAUCAUUUACUGAAUAUGUUGCGUUAUUUUGCAUUAGCUUUAAACUCUAAUAGACGACAUGAGACAAAUGAGUUACUGCUUGUAAAGUUAGGAUACAAAAAUAUGAAAAUACAUGGAUACAUCAUUUAUUACUUCGUUUAAA